Molecule: messenger RNA, 2439 nt
Organism: Magallana angulata
Lineage: Eukaryota; Metazoa; Mollusca; Bivalvia; Ostreida; Ostreidae
Exons: 15
Coding region: 48-1856 (602 amino acids)
Biological process (GO): protein ubiquitination
Cellular component (GO): cytoplasm
Molecular function (GO): ubiquitin-protein transferase activity; metal ion binding
Source: RefSeq, a predicted model, not a curated record
AUACCAACUAGUUCUGUCUCUUUUAUUGAUAUGUUGUGAAUAACAAGAUGGAAUCAGAGGAUCGAACUUCCUAUGUAAGACAUUGGGAAAGAAAAGCAAAUGAAGAAUCAUAUAAAAAUAACCAAAGUUUACAAUACAAUGGCUGCGUGUAUGGGAAGUACCUCACAACCGUAUUUUUGCUUGAUACGUCAGCCAGCAUGGCUGGGACAGGUUUGGAACAAAUGAAAAAAGCAUUCAAAGAAAUUAUUCAUGAAUUUUCUCAGCACCCAUCAAUAAAAGAGAAUGUGACAAUUAUAACAUUUGGACGAGACGUGAAAGUUCUCCAGUACUAUUCCACUGAUUACACGAAAAUAUCCCAAUGUGUUGACGAUAUAGAAUGCGCUGGAGGAAGUCCAUUGGAGGCGGGACUUAUUCUUAGCUCGUCUGGAAUCUUAUCAGUUCCAUAUAUGACGUUAGGAUCAUUUGAUCUCAGAACGAGGGUUGUUAUAAUAACAGAUGGCAAACCUACUGAUUUUGGCACGGAAAACAGCGAGGACGUCUUUGAGUCUAUGGGCUUAGAUAAAACCAGUGGGACCAUUAUCAAAAGAAUAAGAGGAAUGGGUAGAUGGAACCCAAUUUUCUGUAUUCCAGUGGGACAAAACCCAAAUAUAUGCCUCUUGGGGACUAUGAUAAUUGAGUCGAAUGGAGGUAAACUUAUUCCAUGGAACGAAGCCAAGCAAUUCGGAAGAUAUUCUUUAAACAUAGACUUAGCUUCGACGGUUUUCCAAGAACUAUCGGAUAAAGAUGGGUUUUCGCGAGAAGACAUAACGUCUGAAGUUUCAAAAAUGAAAAUCGGUGUGUCUGGAAAAGAUUUGAAUGACGUCUGUGAAAUAAUUGAAAAGAGACAUGCAUACAGGUCUUCAAGUUGUAUUGAGAAAGAAAUAGAGGAAGAGCAAGAACAGGAGUUUCAAGAAAAAUAUGCGCACAUGCCUAAUGUAGGAACUCGUGUUCGAAGAGGACGAGAUUGGAAGUGGAAAAACCAAGACGGACAAGGAGCAGGAACGGUAACAGGACACUCAAAUCGGUUUGGAUGGAUCAACGUUGAAUGGGACACUGGGCUUUCACUGCUGUAUAGAUAUGGAAAUGAUGGUAUUAUGACUGCAUACGAUAUUGAACCCUCUGAUGAACCAAGAAUACUACUUGAGGAUCAGCCAAUAGCUGUUGGUUGUCUCGUCCGUAGAGGUCCUGAUUGGAAGUGGGGUGAUCAAGAUGGCGGGCCAGGGAAUAUCGGAACAGUAUUUCGACUUAAAACUCCGACAGAAAUAUACGUUCGUUGGCCAAAUGGGAAUAAGAGUAACUACAGAUAUGGAUAUAGAGGCUACCAUGAUAUCGAAAUAUGCGACCCGUUUGAUCCAUCCGUUUUAGAAACCCGGACAAGGCAAAUGACAUCUUCAAUGUCAAAGCACAAUGAAGCAUUAAAUUCUAAAGAAGCGGCUGAUGCCGAUGUUACAUGGCGCUCAACCGGUGACAUGACGUUUAGCAAAGCAUAUUCAUUGAACAAAUCCAACGACAGUAAAAAGGACACAGUUUUUUCUGACAGUAGCCACCACGGACGCAGUAUAUUCAGAAACCAAUGUGAUAAUUCAUCUUGCAGUAGUUGGCAAUGGCAGUCGCGUUGUGGUCAGUGGAAAGAUUUUCCAAAAGAUGCAAACGACACCAUUAUGGAAUUUUGUUCAAAGGGCAAAGGAACAACCGUCAUUGUCAAUCUAAAUGGACAAUUAUGCAGAAUUAAUAUGAAGAAGAAGAACAUGAUGAAUACUAUAACCAAAGAAGAAUUCAAUGUCAGACUAUAUAACAAAAACCCACAUGUUGGAUAAAUCAACUUUGCUUAAUGACUAAUUUUUCUGAUUUUUUAUAGGGUCACUUUGUUUCAUUGGUGUGUGUUCGAACCUAAGAUUUGUUUGAAUGAGAUGUUGAAUAACUUUUUUAAAUAAUUCUUUCGAGGAAAUUAUAUCUUGAUUUGAUUUUUUGGAUGUAUUUUUAUUUUCAAAUAUUUAUUACUCACAUCAACACCCCAAACAUUCAGUGCAAUCCUGUUUAUCAGCUACAAUACCUUGCAAUAUAAGCUAGAUAGAGUUUUAUCUUCAAAAGUCAAAGACUUAGUAUUAACCCGUACAUUAAAGCGAGCAAUAUCCGUGACACAACGAUGCUUGCAAACCUUGCAUAUUUUGCACACAAAUAAAAUUACAAUGAAGUGUAUAAUAUUUACAUCUUUGUAUUAUUCCAAUUUGCACAAGAUUAAAUCAAUAGUUUGUCAAGGAAAUAUUCUCCAAAUAAUUGAUCGGUGGUAAAACAAAAAUUGGAUCCAUUUUUCCUUGAUAACGUAAGAAUUUAUGUUUAGACAAAUAUUGAUAGAAAAGGAAACCAUGCCGUUAAGGAAGACUUAAUAAAAGAAAAUCA